Xiphophorus maculatus (southern platyfish) is the source of this 3822-nucleotide messenger RNA. RefSeq names its product rho guanine nucleotide exchange factor 7-like (gene arhgef7a). The record is from RefSeq and is a predicted model, not a curated record. Gene Ontology annotation, biological process: intracellular signal transduction. The transcript has 22 exons. Lineage: Eukaryota; Metazoa; Chordata; Actinopteri; Cyprinodontiformes; Poeciliidae. Gene Ontology annotation, molecular function: guanyl-nucleotide exchange factor activity; protein binding. The coding region runs from base 490 to 3084 and encodes 864 amino acids.
AAUAAACGGAUAAAAGAGCAGGACAUGCAAAAGCCGCCUAUUCACGGGGAUCUGAAGCGGUCCAACAACUGGUUGGACUGGCUUGUCCUCUCUCUGCUGUGAUGUCACCAUCCAAUAGAUGAGCGGCUGCGAUGCGCAUAUGUAUGCGGUCCGCUGCCUCAGCGCAUCACAGCGAGCCGCAGCUGACAGCUUUUCCAGGUUAGUCGGGCUACAAACGGAGCAUUCAAGGAGAGAGAACAAGACCAGCUAAAUUUAAAAACAAGCAGCCGUCAUCAUCCGCAUCCAGCCUAGAUACAGAGGGUUUCUCUUUGCCUUCUUUCUCAUAGGCCCCCCUCACCUACUGCAUCUUUUUUCUCUCUCUUUUUAAAAGGAAUAAUGAUGUUGAUGAUAUUCUAACGCACAGAUGACAGCAUAACCAGGGCGGUGAGCUGUCAAACACCCCUCUGCAGCCUCUUUGUUGAGAAGGAUCUGUAGCAACAGUCUCUGGACAUGAAUUCGGCGGAACAGACGGUUACGUGGUUGAUCACGCUCGGGGUGCUGGAGUCGCCGAAGAAGACCAUCUCGGAUCCAGAAGCCUUCCUGCAGAGCUCCCUAAAGGAUGGGGUGGUUCUCUGUAAGCUGCUGGAGCGGCUCAGCCCGGGAUCCACGGAGAAAAUUUAUCCAGAACCGAAGAACGACGGCGAGUGUCUGAGCAACAUAAAGGAGUUUCUCAAGGGCUGCACAUCGUUCCGCGUCGAGCCAUUCGAGGCCAGUGACCUUCUGCUGGGCCUGAACUUCUCCAAGGUGCUGAGCAGCCUGGUGGCCCUGAAUAAAGUCACUGCAGAUAUCGGCGUGGGGAGUGACUCAGUGUGCGCCCGACACUCUUCUGCCCACCGCAUCAAGUCGUUUGAGUCGCUGUCCUCUCAGGCGUCGCUGGGCCGAUCCUCCAAGCUGCUGCAGAACCAGUUUCGAAGUCUGGACAUGUCAGAAAACAGCGGACAGCAGCUGCUGGUGAAGGCUCGCUUCAACUUCCAGCAGACCAACGAGGAUGAGCUCACCUUUACCAAGGGUGACAUCAUCAGCGUGACCCGUCAGGAGGAGGGCGGCUGGUGGGAGGGGAUACUCAACGGCAAGACUGGGUGGUUUCCUAGCAACUAUGUGCGUGAAAUCAAAGGCUCUGAUAAACAAGUGUCCCCAAAGUCUGUCACCCUGAAGAGCCCACCGAAAGGCUUCGACACUUCUGUUAUUAGCAAGACGUACUAUAACCUGGUGUUGCAGAACAUCUUGGAGACAGAGACGGAGUAUUCUAAGGACCUUCAAAGCCUCCUUACAAACUACCUGCGACCUCUUCAAAACAUUGACAAGCUGAGCAGCGCCGACGUAGCUCUGAUUCUGGGGAACCUGGAGGAGAUCAGCACCUUCCAGCAGAUGCUGGUCCAGUCACUGGAGGAGUCUACAAAGCUUCCAGAGAGCCAGCAAAGGGUGGGCAGCUUUUUCCUGAACCUCAUGCCUCAGAUGAAAGCGCUCUAUGUCGGUUACUGUUCCAACCAUCCCUCUGCUGUCAAUGUGCUUACUCAACACGGUGAAACUCUUCGGGACUUUAUGGAGGGCCAUGGUGCAGUGGCUCCUGGGAUCCUCACGCUGACCACUGGCCUCAGUAAACCAUUCAUGAGGCUCGACAAAUACCCCACCUUACUCAAAGAGCUGGAGAGGCACAUGGAGGAGAAUCAUGCAGACCGACCAGAUAUUCUGAAGUGCAUGGGGUCUUUCAGGAACCUUUCAGCUCACUGCCAGGAGGUGCGAAAACGAAAGGAGCUGGAGCUGCAGAUUCUCACAGAGACCAUCCGGCUGUGGGAGGGAGACGACAUCAAGACCUUGGGCUCGGUGAUAUACAUGAGCCAGGUGUUGGUCCAGAGUCCUAUGUCUGAGGAGAAGAAUGAGCGCUACCUCAUGUUGUUUCCUCACAUCCUCCUCAUGCUGUCUGCUAGUCCCAGGAUGAGCGGUUUCAUAUUCCAGGGAAAGCUGCCUUUGACUGGCAUGAUCGUGACCAAACUAGAAGACUGUGAAGCCCAUAAAAAUGCCUUUGAGCUAAACGGCACCAUGUUUGACCGUCUCCAGGUGGUGUGUGCAAACCAGCAGGACCUGCAGGACUGGGUGGAGCACCUGACGAGACAGAUCAAACACAGCGCCGCCACGGCCCCCAGCCACAAACCGCUCGCUGUCCCCUGCCACACGCUCCCAUCUCAUCCUCUCACCCCGUCCCGGCAUGCUGAGAGCAGGGCCAUGACUGUGGCUCCCACCUACCACACCCUGCCUCACCCAUCCUCUCAUGGGACGACCCACAGCACAAUGACAUGGGGCCCCCUGGAGCCACCAAACACCCCCAAACCCUGGAGCCUGAGCUGCCUGCGACCCGCUCCGCCGUUACGGCCCUCCGCUGCACUCUGCUACAAAGAGGAUCUCAGUAAAAGUCCUAAGAGUGUGAAGAAACUCCUUCCCAAACGCAAACCUGAGAGAAAACAGUCUGAAGAGGAAUUUGCUCUAAGGAAGAGUACGGCCGCUCUGGAAGAAGACGCCCAGAUCCUGAAAGUUAUUGAGGCAUACUGCACCAGCGCCAAAACCAGGCAGACUCUGAACUCCACAUGGCAGGGCACGGACCUGAUGCACAACCACGUGCUCGCCGACAUGGACCAGUCCUGCGUGGACUCGCCGGGCCGCCGCAGCAGCGUGUCUCGGCCAGAACUGAGCUCCGACCUGUCGGAGGACUCUGACUACGACUCCAUCUGGACCAGCCACAGUUACAGGAUGGGAUCGGUGCCGCGAAAGAGAUCACGACCAGAAACAGGGCUGCAUGUGAUCAUCCCUGGUGAGGAGAAAGUUUUUCUAGACGAUCCAAACCGCAACGGACAAAGUGUACUGGAAGAGAAGAGUUUGGUGGAUGUGGUUUACGCCCUGCGGGAUGAGGUUCAAGAGCUGAAACAGGACAAUAAGAAGAUGAAGAGAUCCCUGGAGGAGGAGCAGAGAGCACGUAGAGACUUAGAGAAAGUUGUGCGGCGAGUACUGAAGAGCAUUAAUGACCCAGCGUGGGAUGAGACCAACCUGUGAGCUUUAUUGGUUGCAUCCAUCUGUAGCUUUGACAAAAAUUGACCAGCAUACCUUCUGUGGACUUGAUGCAAAAUCUAAAAUGCACACACUGGCUUAAAAAGGUAAAAACUUAUUCUGGGAAUGAGACAAAGAGUGGAUUUAAAAGCUGUUGGCUUUGUGUUUAGGAUGCUUUUUGGUGAUAUGUACAGAAAAUUAGAGGAAUGUUGACCAUAUUCCUCCUAAUUACAUUCCUUUAGGCAAAAAGCCAGUGUUAGAAAAAGAAAUCAUACUCCUGUAGCAUUUCAACGUUCAUCAUGAAUGUCUGUUUUUUGUUUUUGUUUUGUUUUUUAGGAAGGAUCAACUGGAAAAAUGAGACUUUUUUUCUGUUCCUCUUGUUUACAGUCUUAACAGGAUGACCAUCAUGUGAUGCAUAAAUGGUACUCCAAUGGUGUUAAUGGUCAUGAAGGCUUUGGACAAGUUGCUACUUGAACAAUACUAUUUCAAAACCUCUCCAAUGUUAUUUAAAGUUUUAUUGAAUCAUUUUGCAGGGAUCUUUUAUUGGACACAGGCUACGUCUGCUUUUAUUUCAUCUUGUAGUGAUUCCCCCCUUUUAUUCCUUCCCUUUUGUCUUUAUUGUUUGACCACUUUGCGGUACGACUUUCUAAGUGAAUUGUACAGAUAUAAAGUUUGUACUGUGUGAUGUAAAUAAUGCUAAAACAUGAGCCUUUUCCUUUGGGAAAUAAAUGUUUAUUAAAAGAA